AUGGAUGGGGUGUCUUCCGAGACUAAUGAAGAAAAUGACAAUAUAGAGAGACCUGUUAGAAGACGACAUUCCUCAAUUUUGAAACCUCCAAGGAGUCCUCUCCAGGACCUGAGAGGUGGGAAUGAAACAGUUCAGGAAUCCAAUGCUUUGAGGAAUAAGAAAAACUCUCGUCGAGUCAGCUUUGCAGAUACUAUAAAGUAAGUUGAAAGGAGAAAUAAUGAAAAUGUUACAGGGAAUGCUUUUUUGUGUCAAACCAAAUAUGUUGGUAACUUGGAUAGUCUAUUAUAAAACUACUUUUUAAUUUUUAGGAAUAAGAAUUUAGAAGAUAAUUACUGUGAGAUUACUGGGAUGAACACAUUGCUUUGUGCUCCCAUUCAGACUCAGAUGCCACAGAAAGAGUUUUCAAUUAUAGAACAUAACCAUGAAAGGAUACACAGAAAUGACCAGACAGUCAUCUUUUCUGAUGAAAACCAGAUGGACCUGACAGCAAGUCAUACUGUGAUGAUUACCAAAGGCCUUUUAGACAGUACCAAAAGUGAAAAGUCCACCAAAAUAGAUACUACAUCAUUUCUAGCUAAUUUAAAGCUCCAUACUGAGGAUUCAAGAAUGAAAAAAGAAUUAAAUUUUUCUACAGAUCAAAACACUUCUUCAGAGAAAAAAAUAAAUUUCAAUGACUUCAUAAAAAAAUUGAAAGCAAGAAAAUAUAAUGCUUCUCCUUCUACAGGGCCUGAUAAAGAAAAUUGUGAGAUACCUAUUUAUUCCAAAGAAUCCAAUAGUGCCUCUUCAACACAUCAAGUGCAUGCAACUCUUACUGUAGAUGAGAACAACAGUAAUGUAACUAGAAUUUUUAGAGAACAAGAUGAUGGGAUGAAUUUCACCCAGUGUCAUACAGCCAAUAUUCAGACUUUGGUUCCCACAUCCAGUGAGGCCAACUUACACGAAUUUAAAGGCAAUGAUAUUACAAUUUAUGGUAAUGACUUUAUGGACUUGACAGUUAACCACACUAUACAGAUUUUGCCCUCAGCAGAUAAUUUAUCUGAAAUAGAAAGUCAAACUCAGAAUGUCAUGAUGGAUGUCACAACAGGUGACAGAACUCAAGCUCUAGGAGAGAAAACCGCCUUUAAGAAUAAACCGAAUACUGCUUGUCAAGACCCUUCCUUAAACCCUGAAGACAAAAUGCAUAGUACCAGAAGUCAUAUUAUGGGGGCGGAAACUCACAUGGUCACACAGACUUCUAAUCAAGAUGCCGGAAUAUUAGCCAUGACCCCAGAAUCUAAAUGUUCUAGUCCAGCUACUCAAGGUUAUAAGACAGUUUUCUAUUCUAGUUGUAAUGAUGCCAUGGAACUAACCAAGUGUCUCUCAAGUAUGAGAGAGGAGAAGAAUUUGCUAAAGCAUGACAGUAAUUCUAAAAUGUAUCCCAAUCCUAAUGCCACCUCUCUUCUCACAGAGAAAACUAUUUAUUCGGGAGAGGAUAACAUGGAUAUUACUAAGAGUCACACUGUUGCAAUAGAUAAUCAUAUUUUUAAACAAGAUCAGACAAAUGUACAGAUGGCAGCUUCACCAAUAUCCGAAAAAGAAAUGAUACUCCAAAAUCACAUAACCAUGUCAGAAGAUGGGAAAAUGAAUGUAAAUUGUCACUCAGUUUGUCAUAUAUCUAAGGAAAGAUUACAGCAGAGCCUGCAAAAUCCUUUAUCUAUUUCAUUGACUAACAAAAAGACUGAACUCUUAGCAGGUGAAGAUAUGGAUUUGACUGAAAGUCAUACAAGUAACUUAGGACAUCAAGUUGUUUUUGCAUCUUAUAAUUUAGCACCCAAGAAUACCAGUAAAUCUCAUCCUCAAAGCAAAAGCCCUUCAGAUGAAGGGGAAAAAAUGACCAAAGUGCAUAUUGAACCAUCCCAACAACCAGAUAUGAUAUCUAAAAACAUCCUAACUGACACCUGGAGCAAAGAAAAAGAUCAGGUUUUGAAGAUUUCACCCUAUCUUGGUAAAGAUUCUCCUCAGUCAGCUGACUGUAAUCAGGACAUAGGAACAAACCGUAAUAUAGUCUACUGUGGUGAAGGUCUUGAUAAACAAGUAGCACUGGGAAAUAACAGAAAUAUACCUUCAUGUGAGCAAUCUUUGCUUUCUACCACAAAACUAUUAUUUUCGUCAGAAGGACAAUCUGCCAUGAAAAAUCAUAAUACUGCUGUUAACAGUCAUACAGUGAAAUCUGUACUAGGCCAGAGUUCUAAACUGCCUGAGCCACUGGGGAAAAAUUUACUUGAUCCCACCCCUGAUUGUUUUCAUGACCAGAUUAUUUGUUCAGAGGAGGAGCAAAAUAUGGAUUUAACCAAGAGCCACACAGUUGUCAUUGGAUUUGGUCCUUCUGAAGAACAAGAACUUGGUAAAACUAGUUUAGAACACACUACCCGGCAGCUAACAACAGUCAACAGACAGAUAGCUGUAAAUGUUGAAAAAUGUGAUAAAAGUCCUAUAGAAAAAACUGGAGUAUCUAUAUCUAAUACUCUUAUGAAUGUGUCAGAGGAUGAAAGUGUACAGAAACCUGGAUUUCUGAAGAAAAAGCAAAAUGUCAAAAUUUGUGGAAGGAAAAGUGUUGGUAGACUAAAAAUUGAUGAGACUAUUGUAUUUUCAGAGGGUGAUAAGAAUGAUAUGGAUAUCACCAAGAGUUACACAGUGGAAAUAAACCAUAGACCUUUAUUAGAGAAAUAUGAUUCCCAUUUGGUGCCUUUGGCAGGAACUUCUAAAACUGUUUUAUAUACAUGUGGGCAGGAUGACAUGGAGAUCACUAGAAGUCACACAACUGCCUUAGAAUGUAAAACUGUCUCACCAGAUGAAAUAAUUACUAGGCCUAUGGACAAAACUGUAAUGUUUGUAAAUAAUCACGAUGAACUGGAAAUGACAAAAUCCCACACUGUUUUCAUUGACUACCAAGCAAAAGAGAGAACUGUGCUUCUAGACAGAGCUAAUUUUGAACUAUCCCAUAGGAAAAGCCUAGGAAAACCAAAAGUGAUAUCUACUCCUACUGAGGAGAAUGUUUUCUUUCCAGAAAAUGAUGACAGUGACCAUCCAUCAUCAAAAGACAGCCAUUUGACAUAUCUGGAGGAAUUCUCUAAUACUGGUCCCAUAGAGAAAGCUGUAGCAUUUAUAGCUGAUGACAUCGAAGUGCCUAAAUCAGCCACUUGGAAAAAUUUCAAAGAUGUAGCAAAACCUGAAUGUCUGAAUGAACCUCUAUCAGGCAAAAGUCAGAGAAGAAAAAGCCUUAGGCUCAAAAAUGACAAGACCAUUGCAUUUUCAGGGAAUGACAAAAAUGAUAUAGAUAUUACCCAGAGUUGUAUGGUGGAAAUAAAUAACAAAAGUGCCAUGGAAGAGAGAGAGGACUUACAUUUGCUGCCUGUGGCAGGAACUUCUAAAACUGUUUUGUAUUCAUGUGGGCAGGAUGACAUGGAGAUCACUAGAAGUCACACAACUGCCUUAGAAUGUAAAACUGUCUCACCAGAUGAAAUUACCAGGCCUAUGGACAGAACUGUAAUGUUUGUAAAUAAUCACAAUGAUUUGGAAGUCACCAAGUCCCAUACUGUUUUCAUUGAUUGUCAAGCCGCAGAAAAAAUACUUCAAGGGUACCCUAAAUUUGGAACAGCAAAAGGAAAAAACUUAGGUGUUCCUUUUCCUAUGGAUGCGAGCUGUGUUCACGAAAACGCUAAAAAACAAACACUGGCUGUAGAAAACAAAAUUAUUCUUCACGCUGACCAAAAGCAUCAUAUGAUGCCCUUUGUUUCUACUAAUAAGUUGUGUGGGGAUCAAGGUGAAAUAGAAAUCAUCAAAUCCCAUAAUGCUGCUGUGGAUGAAGAGGUCAUAGGGAAAAUUGUAGACCAGGCCCAUAUAUUGGAAAAAUCCAAAAUUGAAAGCUGUCACUUCAAUAGUACAGAUAGAAGGAAUGUGGAAUUUACAAGCAGUCAUACAACUGCUCUUUGGGGAUCCUGUGAUAAUUGUUCCCAUUUACCAAAUGUUAUUCCCUGUACUGAUAAUUUAGAGAGUAGUAUCAUGUCCUUAUGUGAUAAAAAUAAGGAGAAAGCCAAUAAUUGUCCAGUACAAAAUGAUCUUGCUUAUGCAAACAAUUUAGCCAGUGAAUAUUACUUGAAAUCUAAGAGACUGCCUCUCUCUGCUCCCUGUUCUUCGUUAGAGAAGGAAGAAGUUAUCCAGACCAAAACCAAAAGACAGUUAGAUGGUGUCAUAACACUACUCAAAGAUCAAGAUCUAAUUAAGGAGCCCCCAAAUCUAUUAGCUAAUCAAACUUUAGUAUAUAGUCAAGAUCUGGAGGAGAUGACUAAACUUAAUUCAAAACAAAUAUCUUUUAAGCUUCCAAAAGAUCAAAUGGAAGCUUUUGUUGAUGAUGAUUGUGUUACUUCUCAGCUUCCUCCCCCAACCCAGCAACCUCCAUUGCCUCAAAAAGAACAGAGUAGUGUCAAUAAAGAUGAAAUAAUACUGUCUAAAGCUGGAAAUAAGAGUUUAAAUAUAGGAAAUUCCUCUGCACCCACACAAGAAAACAAGUCCAAAAUGCUCAAUAAUGAGAAGCAGUUUGCUACAGCCUGUAAAAAGGAACUGAAGGAAAAUAUACAAACACCUAAAUGUAAUACAGUUAUAGAUUUCCACAGUAACUCAGACUUGACUAAGCAAAUCAUUCCAACCCAUGCCAAUGCUGGAGAAGCAUCAGAUCUUGUGAUUGCAUCUAAUGUUCCAUGUUUUAGUAGUUUCAACCCAAAUCUGAAUUAUUUGAAUGGAAAAACUGAAGAGUUUUUAGAUUUUCAAACUGAUCAUAUAGCACCUCCUCCAGAACAAUUACUUGAAUUAGGAAAUAAGGCACACAAUGAUAUGAGUACAGUGCAAGCUACGGAAAUACAUAAUGUUAACAUGGUCUCCAGCAAUGCUAAAGAUAAUAGAGACGAAGAAAAUAAAAAGUCUCAUAAUGGAGCUGAAACCACCUCUGUACCAUUAAAGGCAGUUGUUAAAGAUAAAAUGAGGAGAUGUUCUUUGGGAAUCUUUUUGCCCAGAUUGCCAAAUAAGAGAAAUUGUAGUGUCACUGGUAUUGAUGACCUGGAGCAGAUUUCAGCAGACACAACUGGCUUAAAUCAGUUAGAAACUCAGCCAGUUUCUAGCAAGGAUUCAAGCAUUGAAUGUGUUGCAGCUAAACUGAACUUAAGUCCAUCUCAAUAUAUAAAUGAGGAAAAUCUUCCUAUGUAUCCUGAUGAGAUUAAUUCCUCAGACUCAAUUAGCAUAGAAACGGAGGAAAAGGCUUUGAUUAAGACAUACCAAAAAGAGAUUUCACCAUCUGAAAAUAAAAUGGAAGAAACAUUUAAUAGCCAAAAAAGAACCUGGGUACAAGAAGAAGAAGAUGAUAUUCAGAAUGAGAAAAAAAUCAGAAAAAAUGAGAUUAAGCUUAGAGAGACUGCACAAGAUCAGGAGAUUUUUGAUCACCAUACUGAAGGGGAUAUAGAUAAAAAUGCUAACAGCGUAUUGAUAAAAAGCCCGAGCAGGACCCCAUCUAGUUGCAGCAGCUCUCUGGAUUCGAUCAAGGCUGAUGGGACCUCUCUGGACUUCAGCACAUACCGCAAUAGUCAAAUGGAAUCACAGUUUCUCACAGACACUACUUGUGAAGAGAGUUUGAGGGAGAAACUCAAAGAUGGGCGAAUAACAAUAAGGGAGUUCUUUAUACUUCUUCAGGUCCACAUCUUGAUACAGAAACCCCGACAGAGCAAUCUCCCAGCCAAUUUUGCUAUAAACACACCGCCUACUCCAGAAGACCUGAUGUUAAGUCAAUACAUUUAUCGACCGAAGAUACAGAUUUAUAGAGAAGAUUGUGAAACUCGUUGCCAAAAGAUAGAAGAAUUAAAGCUUUCUGCAUUGAACCAAGAUAAACUAUUGAUUGAUAUAAAUAGGAACCUGUGGGAAAAAAUGAGACACUGCUCUGAUGAAGAGCUGAAGGCCUUUGGAAUUUACCUUAACAAAAUAAAAUCACGUUUUACCAAGAUGACUAAAGUCUUCACUCACCAAGGAAAAGUGGCUCUGUAUGGCAAGCUGGCACAAUCAGCUCAGAAUGAAAAGGAGAAACUUAAGAUAAGGAUAGAUGAGAUGGACAACAUACUUAAGAAGAUCAAUAGCUGUCUCACUGAGGUGGAAAUAGAAGCUAAGAAUUUGGAGAAUGAAGAGAAAGACAAUCCUAUGGAAGAAGGGGAUUCUGAAAUAAAAGCUGCAGAGAAAGAAUUAGAACAGCUGAAAACUGAAGAAGAGGAGCUUCAAAGAAAUCUCUUAGAACUGGAGGUACAAAAAGAGCAGACACUUGCUCAAAUAGACUUUCUGCAAAAACAAACAAAGAGAACUGAAGAGCUACUGGAUCAGAUGAGCCUGUCUGAGUGGGAUGUCAUUGAGUGGAGUGAUAACCAGGCUGUAUUCACCUUUGUUUAUGACACAAUAGAACUCACCAUCACCUUUGGAGAAUCAGUAGUUGGUUUCUGUUUCCUGGCAAAGCCCGACAGGAAGAUUGUGGACAUGAAUUUUCAAUCUCUGUUGGAUGAGGAUAAAGCUCCUCCUUCCUCCCUUUUAGUUCAUAAGCUUAUUUUCCAGUACAUUGAAGAACAAGAAUCUUGGAAGGAGAAAUGUACAACACAGCAUGAGAUACCCAAGAUGCUUCAAGAACUCUCACUGGCAGUGAACCAUUGCAGACUCCUUGGAGAGGAGAUUGAGUUUUUAAAGAGAUGGGGACCAAAUUAUAACCUGAUGAACAUAAAUGUGGAUAAUACUGAAUUGAGGCUUUUAUUCUGUAGCUCUGCAGCAUUUGCAAAGUUUGAAAUAACUUUGUCUCUCUCAGCCCAUUAUCCAUCUGUACCAUUGCCUUUCACCAUUCAAAAUCACCUUGGGAACAUUGGCCAAGACGAAAUUGCUACCAUUCUAUCUAAAGUGCCACGGGAGGACAACUACCUGAAGAAUGUAGUCAAGCAAAUUUACCAAGAUCUGCUUCACGACUGCCAUUUCUUCCACUAG
Messenger RNA from Propithecus coquereli (Coquerel's sifaka), 7035 nucleotides. RefSeq names its product cancer susceptibility candidate 5 (gene KNL1). The transcript is spliced from 23 exons. Lineage: Eukaryota; Metazoa; Chordata; Mammalia; Primates; Indriidae. Gene Ontology annotation, biological process: protein localization to kinetochore; cell division; attachment of spindle microtubules to kinetochore. Gene Ontology annotation, cellular component: nucleus. The record is from RefSeq and is a predicted model, not a curated record.